Messenger RNA from Oncorhynchus nerka (sockeye salmon), 5315 nucleotides. RefSeq names its product zinc finger protein ZFP2-like. The record is from RefSeq and is a predicted model, not a curated record. The transcript is spliced from 3 exons. Gene Ontology annotation, biological process: regulation of transcription by RNA polymerase II. Gene Ontology annotation, molecular function: RNA polymerase II cis-regulatory region sequence-specific DNA binding; DNA-binding transcription repressor activity, RNA polymerase II-specific. Lineage: Eukaryota; Metazoa; Chordata; Actinopteri; Salmoniformes; Salmonidae. The coding region runs from base 85 to 1863 and encodes 592 amino acids. Gene Ontology annotation, cellular component: nucleoplasm.
CCUAAUUUCCUGUUCCUUAAACACGGAUCCGUAGUGACAGCAAAAUAACAAUACAUUCUCUCAACUAUCCCUUUCCUCCCUAAAAUGUCUAAACUACAGCAGAUCAAUGUAUUUCUCAACGAAAAAUUAACAGCAGUUCCUUUGGAGAUAUCCGUGUUAGUAAAAAAAACGAUCGCAGAGCACCAGGAAGAAAUCUCCCGUUUGAAACGGGCGAAUGCACGUCUACGAAGACUGCUGGAUUUGGUUUUCAAACCAGAGAUAAAGUUGCAUAGAUUAGCAGACCUCCAGCUGCUCACUCUCACUGAAGAGGAGGUUAACCCUGAGCGGCAGCACUGUGAGCAGGAAUGGAGCGCCAAUCUGGGGCUGCAGGAGUCUGAUGCUGAAGAGUCUAUGUGGAACUCUAUCAAUAUAACUGUAGAGAACCGGACAAAAUCUGAUGGCGAGAGCUACAGCGAGUCCGAAUCAACCAGUGACUAUGAGCCCCCCUCUGACAGUGACAACAGUGAAAGUGAUCAUGUAAAUAUGGACAAUAGAAUACGAUUGUCAGGGUUAAAGCCUCUUAAAUCAAAGCGAGGAAGAGGACGGCCAAGGAAAGAAACUGGGGCGUUGCCUGAUUUAAAAUGUGAUGUGUGCAUAAAAUGUUUUGCUACAGCAAGUGGUCUGAGAAGGCAUCUGCGAAAUUGGCACAGUGAAGAGAGACCAAUAGGACUGCCAAGGAAAGAAACCAACCUCCAGCUGCACACUCUCACUGAAGAGGAGGUUAACCCUGAGCAGCAGCACUGUGAGCAGGAAUGGAGCGCCAAUCUGGGGCUACAGGAGUCUGAUGCUGAAGAGUCUAUAUGGAACUCUAUCAACAUCAUAACCGUAGAGAACCGGACAGAAUCUGAUGGCGAGAGCUACAGCGAGUCCGAAUCAACCAGUGACUAUGAGCCCCCCUCUGACAGUGACAACAGUGAAAAUGAUCAGGUAAAUGUGGAGAAUAGAAUACGAUUGUCAGGGUUAAAGCCUCUUAAAUCAAAGCGAGGAAGAGGACAGCCAAGGAAAGAAACUGGGGCGUUGCCUGAUCUGAAAUGUGAUGUGUGCGGAAAAAGCUUGGCGACAGCACGUAGUCUGAAAAGGCAUCACCAAAAUCGGCAUCUUGAGGAGAGGCCAAGAGGAAGGCCAAGGAAAGAAACCAGUGAGUUGCCUGAUCUGAAAUGUGACGUUUGCGGAAAAUGCUUUGUGACAAGAGGUGGUCUACGAAUGCAUGAGAAAAAUAGGCACAGUGAAGAGCGACCAUACAUGUGCGACAUAUGUGGCCAAGGUUUUGUCCUGAACUGCUACCUGAUCCGACACAUGAAGACUCAUACUGAGGAGGGACAACAUUGCUGUACCGUAUGUGGCAAAUGUUUCAAUCACAAGAAUAACCUGAAAAAUCAUAUGGGUACUCAUACAGGGCCGACUUUUAAAUGUGAUUUGUGUGGAAAAUGCUUGACAACAAAAGGAAGUCUGAAACAGCAUCAGCAAAAUCACACUGGGGAGAAAUUGUAUCCGUGCAAAGAAUGUGACAAAUCCUUCAACAUUAAGGGAAGCCUGAUAUUGCAUAUGAGGACUCAUACAGGGGAGAAACCAUUUCGAUGCAAAGAAUGUGGCAAGUGCUUCAGCGACAAGGGAACCCUUACAAAGCAUAUGAUGACUCACACAGAGGAGAAACCACAUAGCUGCAACAAAUGUGGCAAAUGCUUCAGUCUAAAGGGAAACCUGACAGUGCAUAUGAAGGUUCAUACAGGGGAGGGCGUUCAAUGUCAUUUGUGUGGAACUCACUUGAAGUUAGCAUCAAGUCUGAAGAGACAUCUGCGAACUCACAAAAUAAAUGCACAAUGACUAAGAACACAUAACAAUGCCCUUUGUGUAAAAUGUGUUGCAUGGAAGAGACUAUUAUAAGAGCACAUCUCACUGGGCACAUACAUCUGGUCAACUCUAGUUUUGAUUUCAAUUAGGUUGAGUUGUCAACUAACAUGUAGGGCUUCCGUAAACGUGAAAUCAACAAAACAUUUCACAAUUGGAUUUAGGUUAAUAGUUGGGUGAAUAAAAUACAAUUCACUUACAUUGAUGACCUCUGGCAAAUCCAAUCAGUUUUCCACAUUGAUUCAAUGUCAUCACAUUGAUUUGUUGCUGUUGAAAUGAUGUUUGAACAAAGUUGAUUCCACCACUUUUUGUCCAAUAGGAUGUCACUAUAACUUUACCGGGUCACUACUGGGACAAGCCAAUUUGCUUACUCUAAGUACUUUAAACAAUGCAUAAACCUAAAGUUUUGCAGUAUAAAUGACUAUCAUUGAUAAACAUUUAAAUAUAAGCAAAAACAUGUACAGUUGAAGUCGGAAGUUUAAAUACACUUAGGUUGGAGUCAUUAAAACUCGUUUUUCAACCACUUCACAAAUUUCUUGUUAACAAACUAUAGUUUUGCCAAGUCGGUUAGGACAUUUACUUUAUGCAUGACACAAGUAAUUUUUCCAACAAUUGUUUACAGACAGAUUAUUUAUCUUAAUUCACUGUACCACAAUUCCAGUGGGUCAGAAGUUUACAAACACUAAAUUGACUGUGCCUUUAAACAGCUUGGAAAAUUCCAGAAAAUGAUGUCAUGGCUUUAGAAGCUUCUGAUAGGCUAAUUGACAUCAUUUGAGUCAAUUGGAGGUUUACCUGUGGAUGUAUUUCAAGGCCUACCUUCAAACUCAAUGCCUCUUUGCUUGACAUCAUGGGAAAAUCAAGACCUCAGGAAAGAAUUGUAGACCUCCACAAGUCUGGUUCAUCCUUGGGAGCAAUUUCCAAACGCCUGAAGGUACCACGUUCAUCUGUACAAACAAUAGUACGAAAGUAUAAACACCAUGGGACCAUACCACCGUCAUACUGCUCAGGAAGGAGACGCGUUCUGACUCCUAGAGAUGAACGUACUUUGGUGCGAAAAGUGCAACAGAACAACAGCAAAGGACCUUGUUAAGAUGUUGGAGGAAACGGGUACAAAAGUAUCUAUAUCCACAGUAAAAUGAGUCCAAUAUCGACAUAACCUGAACGGCCGCUCAGCAAGGAAGAAGCCACUGCUCCAAAAUCGCCAUAAAAAAGCCAGACUACGAUUUGCAACUGCACGUGGGGCAAAGACUGUACUUUUUGGAGAAAUGUCCUCUGGUCUGAUGAAACAAAAAUAGAACUGUUUGGCCAUAAUGACCAUCAUUAUGUUUAGAGGAAAAAGGCAGAAGGACAUCAUCCCAACCGUGAAGCACGGGUGUGGCAGCAUCAUGUUGUGGGGGUGCUUUGCUGCAGGAGGGACUGGUGCACUUCAAGAAAUAGAUGGCAUCAUGAGGACGGAAAAUUAUGUGGAUAAAUUGAAGCAACAUCUCAAGACACCAGUCAGUAAGUUAAAGCUUGGUCACAAAUGGGUCUUCCAAAUGGACAAUGACCCUUAGCAUACUUCCAAAGUUGUGGCAAAAUGGCUUAAGGACAACAAAGUCAAGGUAUUGGAGUGGCCAUCACAAAGCCCUGACCUCAAUCCUACAGAAAAUUUGUGGGCAGAACUGAAAAAGCGUGUGCGAGCAAGGAGGCCUACAAACCUGACUCCGUUAAACCAGCUCUGUCAGGAGGAAUGGGCCAAAAUUCACCCAACUUAUUGUGUUAAGCUUGUGGAAGGCUAACCGAAACAUUUGACCCAAGUUAAACAAAUACUACCAAAUACUAAUUGAGUGUAUGUAAACUUCUGACCCACUGGGAAUGUGAUGAAAGAAAUAAAAGCUGAAAUAAAUCAUUCUCUCUACAAUUAUUCUGACAUUUCACAUUCUUAAAAUAAAGUGGUGAUCCUAACUAACCUAAGACAGGGAAUUUGUACUAGGAUUAAAUGUCGGGAAUUGUGGAAAAACUGAGUUUAAACGUAUUUGGCUAAGGUGUAUGUAAACUUCCGACUUAAACUGUUUGACGUGUAACUAUUUGUAAUUUUAAAAUGUUUAUUUUUUUAUGGUUGCAAAGGUGAAGGACUCAAAUGCCACUGCAAUUUAUGAACAACCCAAUUUAUGAUUUAAUUGUGAGCUAAGCACAACUAUUUUCCGCUGUUAUAAUCCAAAAUUAUAACUCCGAUAUUAUUACUCUGCAGUAUACAAACAAAAAUAAUUACCUUUCCUGUCCGUGUAUAUCAUAUAAACAUUUCCAAACGGAUCUUGCACGAUAUCUGGACUAUGGAUUGGACAAUUUUUCCCCCACUUUUUUUUGCUGAACGAAUUGCUUAUUCUGUUCUGCAUCUUCUGGACUAAUCGGACUGAUGACAUGUCGUUUUCUACUUUCAUUUUUAAUAGCUAGCCUGUGGGUGUGCUGUCUUCACUUGAUCAUUGUGUUGUGGCAAAUUAUUUUCCUGUACAGCAGGAAUCGCAAAUUGCAGGGUAGUGUAUUUGAGGUUUAAAGAUGCCUGCUGGGAUUUGUGAUUUGACUUUAAAAUGUCAGACUUGAUUUUCCCUAACGAAUAAUGUGUCAACUGCUACGGAGAGUUCCAUUAAUUUUUAUCCACAUAAUGUUUCACUUGUCCUGUUGCAGCAGGAUUAUUUUCCCGCUGUGAGAAACGGGGGCGAAUUAGGAAAGUAGAUCUGUAUGUAGCAGCCCCCCAUUAUCGUUAUGGUGGUUAUUGGUUAACAUCUGGUCUAGGCCUAUAGGACCACGAUUUGAGUGGAUUUCUGUUUUUUAUAUUUGAUCUCCCUAAUAUAGGCAGGUUAUGGGGAUCUCACAAUUAAUGUUCUGAUGAAAUUGAUUGCAUGGAUUAUGUAAUUUGAAGGGAAUAUCUUAAUUUGGAUGGGAUACUGUAUAUUUCUACUAUCCUUCUCGUUGUUGUUUCUCGAUUUUUGGUAUUACUGUCAGUUAAUGUUUUGCCGAUGUUGAUAUUCUUGGUUGGUUUCUGUGUUUUUAAUUGUUAGUCAUUGUCUCUUUUUUUGCCAGUUGCUCUUUUUUCCCGUAUUGUUCUAUUUUUCUAGUUAUUGGCCAGUUUUUUUGUUUAGUUGCUAUUGACCACUUCUAUCAGCUAUCGAGGCCAGGGGUUGUUAAACUUUUUCAGCCUGGGACCCAAAUGAGAAAUUCUGUGUUUUCCUGGGACCCAAGUUUACGAAAACAUGCAACUAUACGUAAAUAUGGUACAUUGCCCUUGUGCCUAAAACAAAUGCAAUAUAGACAAAAACAAAUAACAAUGAAAUUAAAUAUCCAUAUAGAUAUCUAUUAAUGUUCAUUUUCCCCCAUUAAAAACAUUUUUACAUAUCUGUCUAGGUUGGAACUGUUGCUGUUAAAAUACAAUAAAUCAUUUUCAUUCUGAA